Messenger RNA from Aspergillus campestris IBT 28561, 3386 nucleotides. RefSeq names its product formin-mediated actin nucleation enhancer. The record is from RefSeq and is a predicted model, not a curated record. Gene Ontology annotation, cellular component: cell tip; cytoplasm. NCBI's taxonomy places the organism in Eukaryota, Fungi, Ascomycota, Eurotiomycetes, Eurotiales, Aspergillaceae. Gene Ontology annotation, molecular function: cytoskeletal regulatory protein binding. Gene Ontology annotation, biological process: establishment of cell polarity. The transcript is spliced from 3 exons. The coding region runs from base 1 to 3060 and encodes 1019 amino acids.
AUGACUUCCUUAUCUUCUGCGCCACGCAGUUCCUCGAGUUCGGCCAGGUCGCAGCCGUCGAGAAGUACCGUGCCACUCCUCCCGACGCGUGCUGACCUCGAGCUAAUCCUCCGGUCCUUGGCACAGCCCGAUAAACAAAUCUCGCAGAUCGAAAAGAGCGUCACCCACCUGCUGGUCGCGACGAAGCAAUUGCUCGAAACGUUGACCCAGUGGUCUCGGAGACAAGCGUCGGAGAACGAUGUUUCGGAUAUCUACGUGCGCCUAGGCUACGAAUUUAAUCUCGCCUGCCGUUCAUUCAACGCCAUCGGGGUCGAUACAUCCGACCUCGGCCCCGUCCCGGAUCUUCUCCGGAGCAUUCUCGAAGACACCCUGAGUCAGGACGCGUCCCCCCAAAGUCUGGACCGGUUCCUCCCCCGCAUUCGCGAUAUCAUCAUCAACCUGCUGCAUGGCCUCAAGAAGAAGCAGGCGCGUUUGCGCUCGCGGCAACAGAGGGAGGACGGUCGCCCGCUGCCCGGUCGCCAGGCCAGUGCGGGAAGUGGACAAGCCGCCAUGAACCAGGCCUAUGAGGAGACCGCUUCCACCGUGACAGGACUCGCCCGGGCGGCCCGAACGUCGCCGACCGCCCAACUGGGCGAUCCGAGGGGAUCCAGCUAUUCGGAAAGGGAGGCGUUGAGGCGGGAGACCCAGAACAUUCUGUCGCAACCGUCUCCGCUCGAGAGUGAAUUUUCCGCCAAAGCAUCGACCCCCGGCAGCGUGUCCGGCUAUCCAACACCGCCGCCGCCGCCGCCCCCAAAACAAGACGAUGCGCUCGGUGCCUUGCAACGGAGUGGGGAGUUGGAAAGACGCGCGUCUCGGCGAUUUUCCGCGUAUCAGAUCCAGAAGCACCUCGGCACCUCCUCCAACGGGGUCCCCGUGCUUCCGACCCAGAACUCUCCCAUCCCUAAUCGAGGUCGGGACGUGCGUGAAUCCCUCAACGCGGUGCGGCUCCGCGGCCCGACCACUCACGGUCGGCAGCGUUCAACCAACCGUGCCAAUGACACUUCCAGCGCAAAAUCCGCACCACCACCACCAGCUCCGCCGGCCGUUCCCAGCGUUGACGCGACGGCGGUGAAAUCACGGAAUGACUCGGUCUCCGAGCUCCCGGCCAACGGUGUCCCCGUCGCUGACGACCAGCCUCAGCCGCGCCCGGGGGGUGAUGACGAGGGCAGUCCUUCCCUCAAGAAGGCACCGACCUUGCCUCGUCCGGAGGAGCCGUCCCUGGGCGAGGCGUUCGAGCCGACGAAGGAGAGCCCCUCAGAAUCAGGGGCCUCCCCGACGACCCCAAAGUCCGAGCAACGACGGCCUUCUACUGAAGCCUCCACACCUCCCCCGAUAUCCCAAUUCCCGGCCGACCAGCCGUCUCCCGGCAAGGAACUCACCCUGUUUCUCCAGUACAAGAGCAAGAUCAAGAAGUACGUCCUUCCCGAAGGCUAUAAUGGUUUGACCAUCGGCCGACUCCAGCUGGCCUUCAUCGAGAAGUUCAACUGGAACACGCACAGCAACGGAGCGGAUCUCCCGGAGCUCUACGUCCAAGAUCCGAUCUCCGGGAUCCGCCAUGAACUGGAAGAUCUGAACGACGUCAAGGACCGGUCGGUCCUCGUGCUGAACGUCGACAUGAUCGAUGAAGUGAAGAAACACUUUGAUGACGAGUUCGGCGGAGUGCGCCGCAUGAUCGAAACCAUCAAGGGUGCGCUGGAAGGCCAGGAAGGGAUGAUGCAACGGGUUUCGGACCGCCAACUGGAAGCCGCAAAGGAAAUGGCCCGUCUCGCUGCUACGCCGCCCGCGCCGGUGGCGGGCGCAGCGCCGGCGGGUGCAACGACGAAGCACCGCCCCAUCACGGGCAGUGAUGGCCAGCUGGCGGAGCUGCAAAGCCUGCGACGGGACCUUGCGGUGCUGCGGCAGACGUAUUCAAGCUUCUCGUCCGACAUUGCUGGCUCGAUGAGCGCCAUCCGCACAAAGGCGAGCGGGAUCAAGUCCGUCGCGGCAGAUGUCGCCGUUCCCACCUUCGAAGGCGACGCGGGUCGUGCCCGCGUCAACUCAGGCAAGAAAGGGCUCGCCGAGGAGUCCGAGCGGCUGGUGGCCCGCGUCGAUGAUCUGCAGGAUCUCGUCGAGGACCUCCGUAAGGACGUGGUCACUCGUGGCGUGCGGCCGCUGCCCCGCCAGCUGGAGAGUGUCAGCAAAGACAUCAGUACCGUGACGAAGGAGAUUCGCAAGAUGUUAGACUUCCUGAAGAAGGAGAAACCUAUCUGGACUAAGAUCUGGGAGAAAGAGCUCCAGCUCGUCUGCGAGGAGCGCGACCAACUUACCAUGCAGGAAGAUCUCGCGGCCGAUCUCGAGGACGACCUGGAGAAAGCAUCCCAGACCUUCGCGCUGGUCGAGCAGGCCACGAAGCAACAGGCCACACAGAACAACACCACUCCCGGGCCAGGCGGGGUGGUCUUGCGCAGCACUUCCCGCAACGUGGUGAUCGACCCGGCCGUGGACCCCGUCAAGGCCAAAGACGGCGUCCUCGGAGAGGUACGCGCCCUGCAGCCCAACCACGAAUCCCGCCUGGAAGCCAUCGAGCGGGCGGAGAAGGCGCGCCAGAAGGAGCUCGAGAACCGCCGCAUCGGGCUCUUCCAGAAAGAGCUGGGGACGUUUGUCGAGGAAGGCAAGCUGAAGAAGAGCGGCGGCGUGGAAGAAAUCGAACGGCUGCGGAAAACCAAGGAUGACCGGAUCCGCAAAGAAGUCUGGGAGCGGCAGCAAGCUCGAGCGGUGGAGAUGGAGAAGAUUGCCGCUGAACGGGCGGCCGCCAAAGCAGCGGCCGCACAGGCCGAGACGGACAAUCCGGCGUCUGGCGACGAGGCUCCCGAUGCGAAGGCCGACGAAAGUGACGACGGACCUGCGGAGAGCAAGGGCGAAGACGAAGACGACACACGGGAGAAGACAUCGUCUCCUGAUGAGGCCGAAAAGAAAGAAGGCGACAAGGAUGAGGAAUCCACGAAGAAAGACACCAACGCUGCGGACUCUGAAUCUACGUGAUGCUUCACUGGAAUGGUGUCUGUAAUCCUUCUUUCCUUACCCGCUGCCUUACCCGCUGCCUUCUUCGUUCUCGUCUUUCUUAUGUUUUGGUCCUCCACGUCUUGCAUAGACGAAUCCCUCUCAUUCAUCCUUAUAUUACCCUUCGACUCAGUGUUUUCUUUCUCCUUUUCUUUUUUGACCUUUUCCCUUCCUCCCCGAUCCAAACCCACAGCUAUAUUGCUAUUGUUAUUGCUAUUGUUCUUGUUUUUGUCAUUGUCAUUGUUAUUGUUGUUACCUUGUUUUCGAUAUCCCCGUUUGUCCAUUUUUUUCCUGCCAACGAUACCCCG